GGUGGUGGGCGUGGCGGUGGGGAAGGAGGUGAAGGAGUGCAAGGCCAACCUGAUGUGGGUGCUCAGCAACAUGGACGCCAUCCUCAUGACCAGAAGCAACGACAAGAAGAAGGAGGUGACGGUGGUGCUCCUGCACGUCCAUCGCCCGGCCAAGACCAUCCCCGUCAUGGGUGCCAACUUUCCUGCGGAUCAACUGCACGAGGCGGAGGUGUCGGCGUUCAGGCAGGCGGAGACGCAGGCCAUGAACAGAGACAUGGCCAAGUACAGGGCCAUCUGCGCCAGGGUGAAGGUACCGGCCACCUGCAAGGUGCUCACGGACGCAGUAGACGAUGUAGCGCAGGGGAUUCUCAGGCUGGUUGCGCAGCACGGCAUCACGCGCCUUGUCAUCGGAGCAGCCGCAGACAAACGAUACACCAAGAAGAUGACGGCGCCGAGCUCCAAGACAGCUCUAAGCGUGCAGCAGCAGGCUCACCCGCUGUGCAACAUCUGGUUCCUCUGCAAAGGCAAUCUCAUCUGCACCAGGCUUGCGGCUGUUAAUGUUAUCCCGAGAAACAGUAGUAACCCUGCCGUAGUAGUACGAGCUAGCAGCAGCAGCAGCCAGCUGAGCGGCGACGAAGCUGCUGCUGAGAGUCAUGCCAAUGCCUAUGCCCGUACCCACACGAGAAGGCCUGCUGUUGAAUCUUCUUCUUCACCCAGAGGUCAGUCGGUCCAGCUAGGCAGUUUCAUCCAGAGCUUGAGGAAUGACGAUGGGUCCAAUACCUUCUUUAAUUAUUCCAACGGGGACGGGGAGCCUCCUUCAAUCUCAGACAAGUUUAGCAGCGCGACUAAUUCAGAUCGCUGGGAUGGCGACACGGAGACGGAGAAGCAGCACCCAGCUUCUUCAUGGUCUCAACAUGCAGAUGGCAUAUUCCCGGCUCCCAACACUCGUUACACUAUGGCACAGCAGAGAGUGGAGGUUGGAGAAAGGAACAAUGACGUGUACUACUACAAGCAGGACAUCGGGAACAUAUUUGCGGAGGCAGAGAAGCUCGGACGGGAAGAUCACAAUCCAGCUGUCACUCUUGGGCGCCACCACACGGCCGACUCCUCGCACCAUCAGCUUGUUUUUCAGGUGCAGCCGGAGCACGCCAUGAGGCAAGCAGGAGCAGGAGCUCAAGUAGUGGAACAGCUGGCGGUGCUGCGCGAUCAGCAAGACAUGCCAGCGAGGAAGAUGAAGCAAGAGCUGGAGAUGGCGCAGCAGCAGCGGGCGGAGCUGGAGGCGCAGGUGCUGAGCUCCAAGCGCGUCAUCAAUGACCUGCAGGAAAAGCUCUCCGAGGCGCACUGCAUGCUCUUCUCCCUCGAGCGCGAUCAGGACGACCUUCGCCGCCAGCGAGACGCCGCCGUCCGAGAAGCCGCAGCUCUCCGUGACAGGGUCAGGCAGCUGGAGCAGGAGCUCCUCCUCAUCAGCACGAGCAACGACGGAGGCGGCUUCACCGAGCUGUCGUACGACGAGCUGCAGGAGGCCACCAACAACCUGGACGAGACGCUCAAGCUCGGACAAGGCGGCGGCUACGGCACCGUCUACAAGGCCAUCCUCCACACUGUCACUAGCAAGGAGAUGACGACGGUGGUGGCCGUCAAGGUGCUGAACCCGCAGGGCAUGCAGGGCCUCUCCCACUUCCAGCAACAGGUGGACGAGCUGAGCAAGCUGCGCCACCCCAACGUGGUGCCGCUCCUAGGUGCGUGCCCGGCCCCGGAGGCGUGGGCGCUCGUCUACGAGUUUCUCCCCGGCGGCAGCCUCGAAGAUCGCCUUGGCGGCAUGCUGUGGCCGGACCGCACGCGCAUCGCCGCCGAGAUAUGCUCCGCGCUCGUCUUCCUCCACCAAAACAACAUGGUCCACGGCGAUCUCAAGCCGUCGAACGUCCUCCUCAACGCCGGUCUGACCAGCAAGCUCGCCGACUCCGGGCUGUGCCGGCUGCUGGAGCCCGACGCCAGCGCCGUGAUGGUGCGGUGCAUGCACACCACGUCCACUGGGGGCACGUCCCUGGCGUACAUGGACCCGGAGUUCCUGGCGUCCGGUGAGCUGCGGCCGAGCUCCGACGUGUACGCGUUUGGCGUCCUCUUGCUGCGGCUUCUGACGGGGCGGCCAGCCAUGGGGCUGGUGAAGCAGGUGCAGACGGCGCUGGCGGAGGGCAGGCUCCCAGGGAUCAUGGACGCGUCGGCGGGGGAGUGGCCGUACACGCAAGAGCAGGGCGAGCAGCUGGCUCAGCUGGGCGUCACAUGCUGCGAGAUCGCAAGCAAGAACCGGCCGGACCUCGCCGGUGAGGUGGUGGCCCACAUACUUGGAUGCUUCCACCAGUGA
This is a messenger RNA of Phragmites australis (common reed), 2341 nucleotides long. RefSeq names its product U-box domain-containing protein 33-like. Bases 53 to 2341 code for a protein of 762 amino acids. The transcript has 6 exons. Gene Ontology annotation, molecular function: ATP binding; protein kinase activity. NCBI's taxonomy places the organism in Eukaryota, Viridiplantae, Streptophyta, Magnoliopsida, Poales, Poaceae. Gene Ontology annotation, biological process: protein phosphorylation. The record is from RefSeq and is a predicted model, not a curated record.